GCACGUUUCAUCCGUUUGAAGAAGCCGGCAUCUCGCGCUGUUAACAUUUUAAGCGAUCUUUCUUUGUUCUACUAUUUUUUUUGUUUGAUAUUUUUCAAUUUAUACCAUCUUGAAAGUAUGGCUGAAGGAAACGAAAUGAACGAUCAUGAAAUGACUGACGAACAAAAUGGUGAAGCCAUGGACACAGAUAACAAAAGCAAAGAACUAUCCGAUUAUGGUUUAAAUGAAAGCGUAGUAACUAAAUUAGAAGAACUAUUUGAUAAUGGGAAAUUAUCUUUUUCAGAAUUGGAUGAAAGGGCAUUGGAAGCAUUGAAAGAAUUUCCUGUAGAUGGUGCUCUUAGUGUCUUAAAAGAAUUUAUGGACAGUAGUCUUGAACAUGUAUCUAAUAAAAGUGCAUAUUUAUGUGGAAUUAUGAAGACUUACCGCCAAAAAACAAAAAUGGGAACUCCUGCAGUCACUACAAAAGGGCCCGAUGAAGAAAAAAUUAAAGCAAUAUUGGAUCGGACUGGUUAUAGUUUGGAUGUUACGACUGGCCAACGGAAGUAUGGUGGGCCGCCUCCUAAUUGGGGAGAUCAAACCCCUCCCGGAAGUGGCUGCGAGGUUUUUGUAGGGAAAAUUCCUAAGUCCAUUUUUGAAGACGAAUUGAUCCCUGUUUUUGAAAAAUGUGGUGAAAUAUGGGAUCUAAGGUUGAUGAUGGAUCCAUUGUCAGGACAAAAUCGUGGAUAUGCUUUUAUUACUUACUGUACCCGUGAUGCUGCCCAAGCGGCUGUAAAACAGCUGGAUAAUUACGAAAUCAAAAGUGGCAAACAUCUCAAAGUCAAUGUAUCAGUUCCAAAUCUUCGGCUUUUUGUCGGUAACAUCCCAAAGAGCAAGAGCAAAGAGGAGAUCUUUGAAGAAUUUGGUAAAUUAUCAGCUGGUCUUACUGAAGUAAUAAUUUAUAGCUCACCUGAUGAUAAGAGGAAGAAUCGUGGAUUUUGCUUUUUAGAAUAUGAAUCCCAUAAAGCAGCCUCUCUAGCUAAAAGAAAACUGGGAACUGGACGAACAAAGGUGUGGGGUUGUGAUAUUAUUGUAGAUUGGGCUGAUCCCCAAGAAGAACCAGAUCAAGAAACUAUGUCCAAAGUCAAAGUAUUAUAUGCUCGUAAUUUAACUGCCGAAUUAACGGAAGAGAAACUGAAAGAGAUGUUUGAAGAUUAUGGUAAAGUUGAACGAGUGAAAAAGAUCAAAGAUUAUGCAUUUAUUCAUUUUGCGGAAAGGGAUCCUGCUGUUAAAGCAAUGGAGGAUGUAAAUGGUAAGCAGUUUGGUGGAUCAACCAUUGAAGUCUCGCUUGCAAAACCUCCAUCUGAUAAAAAGAAAAAGGAAGAAGUUCUGAGAAAUAGAGAAAGGCGAAUGAUGCAAACCUUAGGCCGAGGUGGAAUGAUGGUUGGAAUGCUUCCUACUCCACCUAGGGGAGGAGUACGAGGUGGAAGAAUGCCUCCCAAUGCACCCAGAAAUUUUGACUAUGACUAUGAUUAUUAUGGUUAUGGUGACUUUCCUCCGGCCAGUGGUGGUGGUGGAGGCGGCGGCGGCUAUGGUGACCCACCAUACUAUGACGAUUUUUAUGACGUCCCCCCCUUCCAGGACUAUGGAUAUGACUAUGGUUAUAGUACUCCACCAAGACCAUAUCCACCAUCUCGAGUUCCACCUCCACCCCAAGAGCGAAUACCUCCACCUUCCAGAGGCAGAGUUGCUCGUCCUGCUCCUCCACGUGUGUCUCCUGUUCGUACUAGGGGCGUUCCGAACCGUGGUCGUGGUGCUACUCGCGGACCUAGCCGUGGUGCUGCUAAACCAACAGGGCGGGGUGGUGGAAAAACCAGGGGAAGUGUGGCGGGUAAGCGUAAGUUUGACAGUGGUCAUCAGAACCAGGGGGCCUCCAAGCGCCGCUUCCAGAACAGCCGAGGGGCUAUGGGCAACUCAUGGGGAUCGCAACCCAUUCCCCAGCAACCACGUGGCGCCUCUGGAGGCGACGUCGAGUGGUACCAGGACUCCUUUGGCCAGCAGUGGGGAUAAAUUUAUAUUUUUUUUCUAAUCAGGACUUGAUGAGUUCAGUUUUUUAAAGCAGUCUGGGGGCAGAGUGGAAUGGCACGUGUGGGAACGGUGCCCAUUUAUUUUAUUUCGGUUGGGGAAAUGUUACUUUGUUAAAUUACUAAUUUAUCCACUUGCUGGCCUGGCCUGUUCCCACACUGAGCCCCCCCACUCUGCUGGCUAACUGUCACUUAUUUUUAUUUGUCUGCUAUUAAAAAAAGAGAACUUGCUAGUGGUACUAUUUUAUCUGUAUUGUGGCUAUGCGAUUCCAUGCGGAUCUCCUGUUGAGCAAACUUCCUGUUUGUCUUCAUAAUCAUCUUGAGUGUAUGAAUGUAACUUUAAGAAGCUGUUGAUGUUUUUGAAAGCACAAUUUUCAUUGAGUUCUGUCCAAGUGCAUCUUGUCAAUUUCAUGAGCAUAUGAGUGAAGAAUGUUGGUGUUUAUAUGCAAAACAUCCAAUUAUAAUGGGAUUUUUUAAUAUAAAUCUAUUCAUUCCAAUUAUCUUCUGUGUAAUCAUUAUAAAUCUUGUAUAAAAUUUUACUUAGUGUUUUCCCAUAUUUAGAAUCAUAAUUGCAUUUAAUUUUAAAUUAUCAUUUGACACACAAGAGUUAGUGUAUAUGUAUAUCAUGUGUAUUCUGACAAGUGUUAGUUUAAAAAAAAGAGAGAGAGAGACUUCCUAAAAUGUAUUUUUGUUUUUGAUUUACUCUAAAUGUAGAUGUGUUAAAUCCUCUAGAGGAUAUGUUAAUAAUUUACAAUAAAGACUUUUUUUAACAAAUGAGCAAAUGAACAUGGUAUGUUUUUCCCUUCAGCAUUUUACAUUUUUUUGAUGUGAUAAAAAAUUACUGUUGACUAAUAUUUAUAUCAGCAUACCAUAUGUUAUUUGAAAAAUUAAACCGUCAUUCUUGUGUGUUGUUAGGUUAACUGAUAUUUUUGUUUGUUGAAGAUAAAUUUUGAUACUUGCAAAAAAAAAAAAAAAAAAAAAAAAAAAAAAUCUGAAUAAUAAAUCUGGGCAACGAAUAAUUUAAAUGCUUUAAAAGCAUCAAAUUCUCUACAAAUUUUGAAAAAGUCUGAUUUAUUAUUUUUUUCUUGUUCAACAAAUAUGACUUUGAACCAUCAUUUUUAUAUAUCCAGAAAAAAUUUGUUUGAAUUGAUAAAACUGCUAAUUUUCAGUUGGUGUUUCUUGAGAAAAGCAUAUUCUUUGAAGAAACUGAAUAAUUUUUGUUUAUAUCUUCAAUCUUUUCUGCCAUUUUUUAAGCAGAGCUAAAAUUUUUGAUUUUAUCACCAUCAUGAAGUUCUGUGUACUCUCUAGUCAUAUUUUUAUUUUUAGAAGCUAAGGAUUUCUGAGCUUGAUAUAGAAUUAAAAAGAAGGUUGAAUUAAGCUUUGGAUUAAUGAUGAAGCAUUGCCAUUCUUAAAAUGCCACAUAUUGCCUGAAACAGAGUCCUGAAGUAGAGGUAGAAUAAUUAAAACAUUUCCCUAGUGUUCACAAAAUGCCAGUUGAUUAAAUUUCUUUAUUCUGCCUUUUAGAAAUUUAUUUAAAUCAAAUUUUCUUUUUUGGCAAGCCAAUUCCUUUUGAAGUUAUUUCUAAUUUAAACAUUUUGAGUUGAAUCACAAUUAUUAUUUAUCUUAAUUUAGUAACUUUUAUAUGCCUUCCUGAAUGCUAACACACAUUGCAUAUUUUCCUUUUUAAUUUCUUGGUUUAAAAACUAGCAUAAUAAUCAGAUUCUCCAAAUCUGCUUGUGUUAUCUUCCUUUUUCUGUAUAUAUCCCUUUAAUUGUAUUUUACUUUUAUUUUAAUUCUGUUACUUAAGUAAUAUAUUUAUUUUGUAAUAUGCAUGCAUGUUUUUCUGCACACACUAUUUGUUUGUGACAUUGCUUCUUCAGUAUUUGUCCUUUUUAUACGUAUGCCCACUUUCUACAGAAGAAAAUUCCCUUUUCAGUUUUGGUUUCAUUCCUAUGUCUAGAUAAAAAUAAUAAUUUUGUUUUGAAUCGUGUAUUCAUUCCUCCGAGAGCAAUGACGCAAAUGGUGCAGAAGACCAUGCUGCCACAUUUGUGCCAAACAUCUAAUUAUUUUUUCUUCCCUUUAUUUGUGUAGUGGAUAUUUACAACCAUGUAAUGUAAGAGGUGCGCUAGAAGAGCUGGAAGACUCAAACGAUCUGUAGUUUUUUACUGUAUUGUGAUCCAUCUUUGGCAGUCCAGCUGAAUUAUUUUAUUGUUAACUUUAGCUAAAGAGAAUGCUGUGAUGCAGCUGCCUGCCACUGACAUUGAACAAUAAAUGUUCGUUUUUAUGUA
Molecule: messenger RNA, 4348 nt
Organism: Argiope bruennichi
Lineage: Eukaryota; Metazoa; Arthropoda; Arachnida; Araneae; Araneidae
Product: heterogeneous nuclear ribonucleoprotein Q-like
Exons: 11
Coding region: 118-2046 (642 amino acids)
Cellular component (GO): ribonucleoprotein complex; nucleus
Molecular function (GO): mRNA binding
Source: RefSeq, a predicted model, not a curated record